AUGGAGAUUAGAGUAUUCUCCAAGCUUGUAAACAAAAGCCUGGUGGCUGAGGAGUGUCUGAGGAAGGCAGUAGUGGAGAGAGGAAGUCAGAGGAUGCCUUUUCAAAGGGCUCAAGGAAGGAAUUUCGCACCAAGAGGCAGAAACUUUAAGCGUGGAGGCUUCGCACCACAGCACAAUCAGGGUCAAAAUAGCUUCAGGAUGCAGAAUAACACUGUUAAUCAAGGGAGAAGGUUCUGUGUGAGUCCUGACCAGGAUAGCAUUGAACCACAGCUAGAGAAUGCACUGCAGAUUCCAAGAUCGUGCCUGGAGAAGAAGUAUGAGACUGGCAGAGUACAGCAACCAGGGAGAGUAUUCACUACUUCUGCAGCAGGUGCUGAGGGAUCCGAGAUACUAAUCAGAGGUAACUGUGAAGUAGCUGGUAAACUUUUAAAUGCUUUGUUUGAUUCUGGAGCGACGCAUUCAUUUAUAGCAUUUGAGAAGGCUAGUGAACUAAGAUUGAAGAUUGUGGUCUUAGAUUAUGAUCUGAAGGUGCAUAAUGCCACUUCUAAGGCCGUUGUGACUAGGUUAGGAUAUUGGUUGUCUAAGAACCGCGUGUUGUUGAACUGCUCUGAAAGGACGUUACACUUUAUGUCAGAAGGGUCGGAAGGGCCAGUUGUGGCGAAAGAUUAUUAUCUGAACUCCGUUGUUGUGAACUGCAGUGGGUGUGAAUGCGCAGGUGUUGUUUUGUUGGCGGCAAAUGUGUCGGGUGAGGAACAAACCUUAGAGCAAAUUCCGGUUGUAUGUGAAUUUCCUGAAGUGUUUUCGGACGACAUUCUUGAAUUUCCUCCUGCUCGAGAGAUCGAGUUUGCGAUUUAG
Messenger RNA from Arachis ipaensis, 855 nucleotides. The record is from RefSeq and is a predicted model, not a curated record. Lineage: Eukaryota; Viridiplantae; Streptophyta; Magnoliopsida; Fabales; Fabaceae.